Molecule: messenger RNA, 1621 nt
Organism: Impatiens glandulifera
Lineage: Eukaryota; Viridiplantae; Streptophyta; Magnoliopsida; Ericales; Balsaminaceae
Product: AAA-ATPase At3g50940-like
Exons: 3
Coding region: 28-1569 (513 amino acids)
Molecular function (GO): ATP hydrolysis activity; ATP binding
Source: RefSeq, a predicted model, not a curated record
UGAAACCCAAAUCAGAAAAAUCAAGUAAUGGCUACUGAUUCUGAAUCCAACUUGUCUACGGCCAAAACCAUCAUCUCCGCGGUCGGCUCGGCCGCAGCCACGGCCAUGCUUGUCAAGACAAUAGCCAAUGAAUAUCUUCCCGACGAUCUAACCAGUUACAUUUCCGGCGGCAUUCGCUACCUUUUCACCCGAUUUUCCUCUCAAAUGAUCAUGGUCGUCGACGAAUUCGACGGUCUAGUCAGUAACGACAUCUACGACGCAGCCGUCAUCUAUCUCGGUUCCAAAGGAUCCACCAGCAACAACUGCCGGCUCAAAGUCAGCCGACCGGAAAAGGAGAAGUCCAUUUCCGUCGCAGUUGAUCGGAACGAGCAAAUAGAUGACGAAUUCGACGGCGUCAAAAUCAAAUGGGUUUCGGUCUGUGAAAAAGUCGAAUCUAGAAACUUUCACAACCCACGUAACUUGAAUUCUACAUUCAGAUCUGAGAUCAGAUGGUUCGAACUAAAUUUCCAUAAGAAAUACAAGAAGAAGAUUAUAGAAUCGUAUCUGCCGUAUGUUUUAAAAGAGGCCGAAGCUAUGAAGAACUUGAAGAAAUCAGUCAAGAUCUACACUGUUGAUCCAGGCGAAAUGUACGGAAACAUGUCCCAUGCGUGGAUACCGGUGAAUCUUGAUCAUCCUUCUAAUUUUGAAACACUGGCUAUGGAUUCAGAUCUUAAGAAGACGAUCGUGAUGGAUCUGAAACGAUUCGUUAGCCGGCGAGAGUAUUACAGGAAAGUGGGUAAGGCAUGGAAGAGAGGUUAUCUUCUUUACGGACCACCUGGAACAGGGAAAUCGAGUUUGAUUGCUGCAAUGGCGAACCAUUUGAACUUUGACAUUUACGAUUUGGAGUUGACGGCGAUAGACAGCAACUCCGAUCUCCGGCGAUUGCUAUUGGCGACGGCGAACCGUUCCAUUUUGGUAGUGGAAGAUAUUGACUGUGCAGUGCAAUUCCAUGAAAGGGCGGGAGAAGCUCCUUCAUCAUCUUCUUCUUCUCCUUCAGAUUCAGAAGAAUCAAAUGAUAAGAAAAAUGAGAUAACAUUGUCUGGCUUCCUCAAUUUCGUGGAUGGAUUAUGGUCGAGUUGUGGAGACGAAAGGAUUAUAAUUUUUACCACGAAUCACAAAGAGAAACUCGACCCCGCAUUAUUGCGCCCGGGUCGGAUGGACAUGCAUAUCCACAUGUCUUAUUGCACUCCUUGCGGGUUCAAAACCCUUGUUCAUAACUAUCUCGACGUUGAUGAUCACAAAUCUUUUGAGGAAAUUGAAGAGUUGAUCAGAUCGGUCGAGGUGACUCCGGCUGAGGUGGCAGAACAAUUGUUAAAAUGUGACGAAGACGAUGUAGAUAUGGCGCUUUCCGGUGUAAUAAGUUUUCUUCAUGAAAGGAGAAAGGAAAAAGAGGAGGCUAAUAUUGAGAAAGAAGAAAAUGAGGAGGCUAAUAUCAAGAAAGAAACAAUAUUAUCUAAAGAACUACUAGUUAAUAAACUAGAAACGGUUGAAGAAAAUAUGUUAAAUAAUGAAGAUACAAAAACAACCUAAAGUGACUAUAUGUAAAUAAGUUGUUUUUAAUCAUUAUUUAUCUUACUAAUAU